Messenger RNA from Trypanosoma cruzi, 2178 nucleotides. Its product is annotated as tubulin-tyrosine ligase, putative. NCBI's taxonomy places the organism in Eukaryota, Euglenozoa, Kinetoplastea, Trypanosomatida, Trypanosomatidae. The record is from RefSeq and is a predicted model, not a curated record. Gene Ontology annotation, biological process: microtubule cytoskeleton organization; protein polyglutamylation. The transcript has a single exon. The coding region runs from base 1 to 2178 and encodes 725 amino acids. Gene Ontology annotation, cellular component: cilium. Gene Ontology annotation, molecular function: tubulin-glutamic acid ligase activity; tubulin binding.
AUGGCUCAUUCUCCUCUUUUUUAUAUAUACCUCCGGUAUGCUUUUCCAUCCUGUUCUUGUUAUGGUUGGAUGGCGACGUCUUUGCGAAUACUGCUGUGUUUAUUUUUGUGUGUGUUAUUAUUGCCAUUUGCUGUGUGUGUGUGUGUUUUCUGUGUCUCUAUUGUGUUUCCACUCUGGGUUUGUUUGUUUGUUUUUUCAUUAUGGUUUGUUUACGAUGCUGCGGAAAACAAAUGCACUGUGAUGGAUUGGGCUCAUGACAGCACGUGGAGUGCGGGUCCUCCCCCGCACGGAGAGGCAUGCAUGGGGAAUGGUGACGAUGACAUUCAAAAGACGGUGCAGCAGCGGCUGACGGAGGCUCAGCGGCAGCGUAACGAACUCAUUGCUCGUGGCGUGGCCCACCUUGUUGCACCGUCCGUACGCCACUACGACGAGGCCAAUGGGAGCGUGUGGAGAACGACGACCAAAAUUCACACGGUCGUGCGAAGCGCGGCAGCCGAUGCGUGCGUCACGCUCAGCGUGAGCCCUUUUCGCGGGAGGAAGCCGACCAUUGUGUUUUUGCCGCUCGACCACCCAUGGGACGGCGACCUCCACAGCAACGAUAACUCUGCGUACGUUGAGCCUCUACCUCUUGCCUGGCUGCCGCCGGCCCGGAUGGGUGAGCAAAAGAAGUUGCGCCGCGAAAGAGCGUACGCGGCGUUGCACUUUACGAUGUCUGACAACGCGGUGCGUUUUUCAAGUGUUAUGUGUACUUUGGAGCGAGCCGGUUUUGCGGAGGAGAGAAGUCUCCUAUCGACAACGUGGUCCUUGAAGUGGUGCAAGCGCCCUGUAAGAAGCGAUUUUUUGCGACUGAAACCGUUUCAGCGUAUCAAUCACUUCCCCGGAACGUGGCGUAUUGGCAAGAAAGAUGAACUGCAUAAGCACCUUGUGGCCGCACGAGAACGUUGGUGUGAAAAAAAUAAUGAGAAUUUGAUUCUCGUGGGCCACGCCCACGGGAAUUCAUUUGGUGACUUCUUCCCGGAAGCUUGGGUGCUCCCGGAUGAGGCGGCGGCUCUUAAGCAUGUUUUGGGUUCAGACAAGGAGCACGAUCAUCUAUUUAUUGUUAAACCUACAAACAGUGCAUGCGGAAGGGGCAUUUAUCUUCUGAGGGCCAGUGAACAUCUGCGUCUGGAACAUGCACUGCAGCAGCCGAACGCGUGCGGUGCGAGUGAGACGCGUCCUCUUCGCCUUCUUGUGCAGCGUUACAUUUCAGACCCCUUGCUUAUAGAAGGAUAUAAAUUUGACCUGCGACUCUAUGUAGUGGUGACCUCGUACUCUCCAAUGCGGGUAUACUUGUAUGAGGAGGGACUUGUGCGGUUUGCUACGCUGCCGUACCCUGCAGAAGAGACCUUGGAAGACCACGCGUCCAAAGAAUCUCUCACUGCACAUCUCACGAAUUUUACCAUUAAUAAAAAAUCGGAGGACUUUGUGCCACCCGAUGGUAUUGGGGACAACGGAGGCGUGACGAGUGCCUCCAAGUGGACGCUUGCAGCGUUGCAGAAGGAGUUUUGUAAUUCUGGGUUGGACUGGAAUGGAACGAUGGCACGUAUACAUGAUCUUAUUAUGAAAACACUCCUUGCGGUGGAACCACAUGUCAUAUAUGAGCAAGAGGCGAUUAAUGACACUGUGGGUGACUGCUGUUUUGAAGUGUAUGGCGUAGAUGUGUUGUUGCGCCGUCCUUACACCUCAGAAAGCCCCACACCGAUGCCUGUUCUGAUGGAAGUCAACAUUAUGCCUUCCCUAAGUACGCAUUACUCACUGUUAGACCAAUGUGUUAAAGGAAACUUUGUUGCGGACACAUUGACACUUGUUGGUAUCACCGCUGCUGUCGGAAGUAAGAAAUGCGGAAAAGAUGUUGUGCCUAUUUGCGAAAUGCCCGAAGGGGACAGGCUGACAUUUUCGUACGGGCAUCCGUUUUUAGAUGCACUGACGGAUGCGCUGGAGCUCGAGUCGUGUCUGACUUCAGAGGAGGAGUUUGUGCGGCGCAUGCACUUUCAACGGCUUUGUCCAACCCCAGAGUCCUACUCGCGCUACCGCUCACUAUUCACACAAGUGCAACGUGGGGCACUCCAACGCUCACUGAAUGAAGUGCUGAGUUUAUGGGAGCAGACGAAGUUGGAUGAUCCACCCGUAUAUAGUUGA